Messenger RNA from Striga hermonthica, 645 nucleotides. The record is from the annotation of a GenBank genome assembly. Lineage: Eukaryota; Viridiplantae; Streptophyta; Magnoliopsida; Lamiales; Orobanchaceae.
AUGCCCCUAACUUUCUUCGACAUCAUGUGGGUCCAUUUCCACCCUAUCCAACGCCUUCUCUUUUACGACUACCCUUUUUUCGAACCCAACUUCUCAGAGAACCUCUUCCCAGUUCUCAAACGAUCACUUCCGCUCGCUUUCCAAGACUACCUUCCCUUAUCGGGUCACUUGACUACCCUCUUAACACGGCCCAUGAUGAUGACAAGAAGCCCGUUUUUUGUUACCGGGGACUCGUUCACGACCGCGGUGUCUGGACACGACUUUGACGAGCUCAUUGCAGACCAUGCCCAGGAUGCCGAUCAAUUUUACGAAUUUGUCCCCGAGAUGUCGCCAUCAAAAGAUGAGCUCGACUGCAAGGCAAUUUCGGUUGUAGCCCUCAAAGCAUCACUUUUUCCUGGUCGAGGUAAAUUGAUGAGGGAGAUUCCUUUGAAAGCAAGGUCCUUUCCUUUGCCCACGAAUAAGGUUAGAGCGACUUUUACUCUCGACCGGGCUAAUACAGAGAGGCUUAAGGACUUGGUUUCAGCUGAGAAACUGAGUCUUGGUCGAGUCUCAUCAUUUGUUGUCCCAGUUUCUUAUGUUUUGGCUUGUCUGGCCAAAUCGAUCGGCGAAAUUGGAGAAGAAACGGACGAUGAUGUGGUGGACUAA